Molecule: messenger RNA, 243 nt
Organism: Didymodactylos carnosus
Lineage: Eukaryota; Metazoa; Rotifera; Eurotatoria; Philodinida; Philodinidae
Source: the annotation of a GenBank genome assembly
AUGAAGUUUGGUCGCGGUCCCGUAAAAAGUCCCGCAGGACCGGGACUGGAAUGGCCCCGCAGGCCUCUAGAAGUAGAACAAGUUUUGAGUAUCAGCACUUAUACUACUCGAGCUGCUCUUUCAUAUGGUAUAUUAAACAUCGAUGUUAACUAUAUGAAUGUAGAGAAAAACAAGGUCAAAGUCAGAGGUGCAACCGGUAUGGUACGAAUUAUAACGCCGACCGGUACACCGGCAUUGGUAUGA